AUGUUCACAACGUUUGACAUCACGACUUCGACGUCGCAACCGGGCAGUGGGAAACUUCUCACCCCUCCAUCUUCAUCGUCGCAGCCCCGCUCCAAGCGAGCCCAGGUCUCACGAGCCUGCGAUUGGUGUCGGUUGACGCGAGUAAAAUGCGACUCUACUCGACCAUGUCGCAGCUGUAAGCAGGCCAAGAGGGAAUGUGUGAAUUCUGGUCGUGAUGAUUUCAAGAGCGUGGCAGCGGCUACGAAAGAGGUUCAACGUUUGAGAAGCCAGGUUCAGGAGUUGGAGAACAAGCUGUUGACUCCGUCGUCACUACGUGGAAGAGACGAUCCCGCUCGUAGGCGCUCAUCAAGAUGGAAGGGAGUACGGAUCAAUGGCCUUCAGUACGGUCCAUCUUCACUCGCCUACUUCUCUCAUCGACUAUCAACAUUCACACAAGUGGAUUUGGAGUUGAAAACACCACCAAGGUCGGACCUAACGCCUCCUUCAACACCGUCGAGCUGUGAUCGCCUCCAACGAGAGCAACAAGAUGCCCUGCUCGACCUUUACUGGCAAGGCUACCACGCCAUUUACCCUGUGCUCGACGAGGCUGCUUUUCGACAGCAUUAUGAAUCGCUGUGGCAUGAAAAUUCGAGACGAGCGUGUCCGAUGGUGGAUAUCGUCGUUGCGCUAUGUAUUCAGUUCGGCUCUUCCUACACGGUGACUGAUGAGCUCGUUAUGCCUGAUCAGCCUGGAUACAACUUUUAUCUCCAAGCACAGCAGUCUCUAAGUGCUAUUUCAGAAAGGCCGACUUUGAUGUCAGUGCAGUGUUAUUUCCUCAGUGCUAUAUACCUACUGGCAUUCAAUCAGACUAAUUCGGCCUACAUGAUGAUACGGUCAGCGGUGGCGGCAGCAGAAUCUCUUGGUCUGCAAUUUGACACCACUCACGAUGAUGACGCCCAGAUCGAGACAAGCACACUCCCGACGAACGUUUGCUCUAGACUUUGGCACUGUUUGGUUACACUGGACACACAAGUUGCUCUGCAUCUCGGCCGUCCCUUCGCAGUUUCAGACGAUCAGCUGGACGAUCAAGUCGGACCAGAAUCCGAUGAGAUUGCCCACGUCGACGGUCCAAACUUCAACUUCUCCGAGCCAUCCAACAUCAACUGGCUUCGAUUCGCGUACGAGAGGCAGCGGCUAUUCCAAAUUGCCCGCGGGAUUCACGUCGAAUUGAUGGCGGUGGUAGAGGACGUUUUGGGAGAGAUUGAUCAGUCCGACUUUUACCAACAUCCUGCAUCACGCGAAAGAUGCGCAAAAUAUCUGCGGGAGCAGCUCAAACGUCUCAAAACAUGGGUUGAAGAGCUACCGGAAAGCCUCAAGACGUCGAGGGUACAAGGUGUGCCAUUCUCGGUCGACCGGUCUACGCUCAAUCUCAGCCAAACAGAUCCCUUAUGGCUACAAAGACAGCGCCUAGUGCUUGAGCUGGACUACCACUCUCUAGUCAUCAUGCUCACUCGAACAUUUAACUCGUUCCUACCAACACCAGCUCUCGGAACAUUCAACAGCGACAAUCACUGUAUCACUGGUGUCAAUUCUGGUAUUAUGAUGACGCUUAUGCUUCACCAAGUCCUCAGCUCAUCUGAAAUCCUCGCUGGGUUUUAUCAAGUCACUGGCUGGCAGACUACUGCAACAUUUGCAUUGGCCGGCUUCGCUUGCGGUUAUCCCAUAUGCCCAUUAUCGCCCACGGCACGAAGGUUGCUGACACAGGCUGCAAGGGUCUUCGAAAUGUCAGGUAGUCGCGAAUGUGCACAGUUAGUUCACAGUCUGAAAGAGAAGUGUUUUGAGAUCGUGCAUACUUUCUGUGCUCGACUGGGAAUCUCUACGCCUGCGACGACACCGGCUGAUAGCCAUAAGACCCCAGACGCUGCGAAUGAAUCGAUGGAGCCAAGUAGUUACCAAGUCAUGAGUAUAGGAGAGGACGCUCUGGUCAAUGCCGAUUUUGACAAUUUGCUAGAUAGCGAGCUGUGGACAGCAGACUCGCCAGGAGGACUGUUGUGGGGAGACUUGAUGAGAGACCUGGACUCGGGUUUGGCAUCUUCACUUGGACAUGUUGGAGUCAGAGACCAGGACAGUAGUUGA
Molecule: messenger RNA, 2115 nt
Organism: Fusarium coffeatum
Lineage: Eukaryota; Fungi; Ascomycota; Sordariomycetes; Hypocreales; Nectriaceae
Exons: 2
Coding region: 1-2115 (704 amino acids)
Biological process (GO): positive regulation of transcription from RNA polymerase II promoter by galactose; DNA-templated transcription
Cellular component (GO): nucleus
Molecular function (GO): zinc ion binding; RNA polymerase II cis-regulatory region sequence-specific DNA binding; DNA-binding transcription factor activity, RNA polymerase II-specific
Source: RefSeq, a predicted model, not a curated record